Messenger RNA from Helianthus annuus (common sunflower), 1050 nucleotides. Its product is annotated as ATP-dependent Clp protease proteolytic subunit-related protein 2, chloroplastic. The coding region runs from base 76 to 927 and encodes 283 amino acids. Lineage: Eukaryota; Viridiplantae; Streptophyta; Magnoliopsida; Asterales; Asteraceae. Gene Ontology annotation, molecular function: ATPase binding; ATP-dependent peptidase activity; serine-type endopeptidase activity. Gene Ontology annotation, biological process: protein quality control for misfolded or incompletely synthesized proteins. The transcript has 9 exons. The record is from RefSeq and is a predicted model, not a curated record. Gene Ontology annotation, cellular component: endopeptidase Clp complex.
GUUCAAUUCUUAUCCGACCCGACCCGUAAAAAAUCCCCAUUUAACAUAAUCUUUCUCUUACGUUUGCAACAAACAAUGGCGCUCAAUUCCAUCACCUGUUCUUCAUAUCUACACCCUGCUCAGUCUUCUACCAGUUGCGGUGACAAGGUUUUCGUCGGAUUAAGGCUUCAAUCUCCUAAUUCUUAUGGAUUCGCUAGACCUAAUUUGAGUGCUCAAUUGUUUAAGAAGAUUCAUAAAAGUAUUGAACCUAGGACUGGCAUUAAGCCGGCACGAGGGCGUAUUACAAUGAUGCCGAUAGGGACACCUAGAGUACCAUAUAGGGUUCCUGGUGAAGGAACCUGGCAAUGGGUUGAUCUGUGGAAUGCCCUCUAUCGUGAACGGGUUAUCUUUAUUGGGCAAAACAUAGAUGAAGAAUUCAGUAACCAACUACUGGCAACAAUGUUGUACCUUGACAGCGUUGACAAUUCCAAAAGAAUGUAUAUGUACAUUAACGGCCCUGGUGGUGAUCUUACUCCAAGCAUGGCUAUUUAUGACACGAUGCAAAGCUUGCAAAGUCCGAUCGGCACCCACUGUGUGGGUUAUGCUUAUAAUCUUGCUGGCUUUCUUCUUGCAGCUGGAGAAAAGGGUCAACGAUUUGCAAUGCCUCUUUCGAGAGUUGCUUUAGAGUCGCCAGCUGGAGCUGCUCGUGGUCAGGCUGAUGAUAUUCAAAAUGAAGCGAACGAGCUUUUAAGGAUCAGAGAUUAUCUUUUCAAGGAGUUGGCUGAAAAGACAGGUCAACCCGUGGAGCAGGUUCACAAGGAUUUAAGCCGGAUUAAACGGUUCAAUGCUCAGGAAGCUUUGGAUUAUGGACUCAUUGACCGAAUCGUUAGACCUCCUCGUAUAAAAGCUGAUGCACCACGGAAAGAAGCAGGUACAGGUCUUGGUUAACAUACCUGGCAUUGUACCCAUUUCAAAACUUUUUUUUAUUAUUUGUAAACAUUGGAAGUAUUAUGCAACUGUCAACAACUUUAUUUAAGCAUGAAUAGAACAGAACAUCAAGUUUCUUUGUUA